Molecule: messenger RNA, 339 nt
Organism: Panthera uncia (snow leopard)
Lineage: Eukaryota; Metazoa; Chordata; Mammalia; Carnivora; Felidae
Product: aryl hydrocarbon receptor repressor-like
Biological process (GO): regulation of transcription by RNA polymerase II
Cellular component (GO): aryl hydrocarbon receptor complex; nucleus
Molecular function (GO): transcription cis-regulatory region binding; nuclear receptor activity
Source: RefSeq, a predicted model, not a curated record
AUGAUGAUGUCUCUCGAUGGCUUUGCCCUGGUCGUGAGUGCGGAAGGCAUGAUAUUUUAUGCGUCAGCAACGAUCGUGGACUAUCUGGGCUUCCACCAGACGGACGUGAUGCACCAGAACAUCUAUGACUAUAUCCACGUGGAUGACCGCCAGGACUUCUGCCGGCAGCUGCACUGGGCCAUGGACCCUCCCCAGGCGGUGUUUGGCAGCCCCUGCACUCAGACACAGGUGGGUCUUCGGGUCCCCAGUGAGCCUGAGACUUGGGGCCGUUCCUGGAAAGGCGUGGGCGCCUCCGGAGAACUGACCACCAUCCGUUCUCGUCCUGCUUCGCCUUCCUUG